AUGGGCCUGCCUCCACAGCGAGAACUCCUCCUGGCAACCGGCGGGGACACAAGGGAUGUCUACGACUGCCUUCCUGCUAAGUGCGAGGACUUUGUUGUGAACUGUACUAAGUGUACGUGUUUAAGCUUCCCAACAGACCCAGACGUUUGCUCAAAGACCCCUGGCCCGGGGCUCUUGCCUUGCUUUUACUACAGAGACUCGUUUACAGUAGAAUGCACCGAAUGCGCAUAUAGGUCGUUUCUUGACUUUGCGGGUGGAUGUUCCCUGUGCGAAGAAUAUAUCAAUAAUUGCGACUCUUGCAUACAGCUGAAAGACCAGACUAUAGUGUGUAAUACCUGCGAGUAUAGUUAUGCAGUAGGCAGGCUCGAUGGAUCAAAGUGCAUCAACUGUCGUAUUCAGAUCCCAAAUUGCCUGGAAUGCUCCUUCUCAAAAGCGCAGCUGGUCUACAACUGCAACAAGUGUAUUGACAAUUAUGUAGUGAUCCACGAUGGCAGCUGUGUAUUCUGUGAGGACAUAUUUCCUGAUUGCGAAGAGUGUAAAAUGGAAGGCUCCGAACCGCGCUGCAUCAAAUGUAGGUUUGGGUAUGGGCUUAUUGAGAAAACGGCUGCAGUAUCCACAACAGACGUAUGUGAAUUUUGUCAUAACGUCAUACCAAAUUGUACGGUAUGCGCCUUCGAGACAAAGGAUAAAGUAACUUGCCUUGCAUGCAACGAAGGACUGCAAAUGAUUGCCAAGAAUAGCUGCAGCAAUUGCACAGAGAUAGAUCCUUAUUGUACAAUGUGUGUGUCAAGCCCGAAUCCCACCUGCACAGUCUGCAAGUCGGGGAUGACGUUUGUCGAUGGCAAGUGCAGGAGCUGUUUGGCGAUAAGUGGAGGCUGCAAGAGCUGUGUAUAUGGCCUUAAACCAUAUUGCACAGAGUGCAUUUCCGGCUUCUAUUUAAUUAACCCUGGUACUGGUGCAACAUGCGUGCUAUGUGCGACAGUGGUAGAAAAGUGUGCAGAGUGCUCUUUAAAUGACGGGACCAUUACGUGCUUUGCCUGUAAAAAUGGAUACUAUCUCGCGAAGAACAAUAAAUGUGAAAAGCUGCAAAGUAAUCCCAAGAGAUGCAAACAGUAUCACAUCGACUCUUGUAGUGCUUGCAUGGAUGGGUAUGUCCUGGUCAAUCGCACAUGUGUCUUUUGCAGAGCAUAUCUCCUUGGCUGCACAAAGUGCACUAUCUCAAGGGAUAGUGACAUAGAGUGCACAGAGUGCAUAGUUGGAUAUUACCUGAAGAAUGGAGAGUGCGUUGCCUGCUCGAGGGUUGUACCAAAUUGUCGAACGUGUGUCCCGGCAAGCGGAGCUCUUAGCACACAGGAAAUAGUUUGCACAAGCUGCGCAAUCACCUACUACCUGAAUAAUACCCACAAUACUUGUGAGCUGACGAUCCCAAACUGUGUCUACUUCUUUAAAGAGGAGAGUAGCGUGCAGUGCCAGACAUGUCUAGACGGUUAUCAGCUAAACAUAGAUAGUCAUGGAAACUCUUCGUGUGUACUCGUAGCACAGGAGAAAACAGAACUCUGGCUCUACAUGUGGAUGAUGUUUGUCCUCUUCUCUGGAUUGAUGCUUCUGGCUUUCCUAUCUACCUGCUUUAAGAAGGUUCUGGUUGCAAAGGAGCAGUCUCGUCCCUCAAGUACUUGCGAUAGCGUAUCAAAGGAUAAGCGAUGUUGA
Messenger RNA from Giardia duodenalis, 1707 nucleotides. Its product is annotated as High cysteine membrane protein Group 2. The record is from RefSeq and is a predicted model, not a curated record. The transcript has a single exon. The coding region runs from base 1 to 1707 and encodes 568 amino acids. Lineage: Eukaryota; Fornicata; Diplomonadida; Hexamitidae.